Messenger RNA from Dama dama (fallow deer), 1848 nucleotides. RefSeq names its product fibrinogen alpha chain (gene FGA). The record is from RefSeq and is a predicted model, not a curated record. Gene Ontology annotation, molecular function: extracellular matrix structural constituent; signaling receptor binding. The transcript has 5 exons. Gene Ontology annotation, cellular component: fibrinogen complex. Bases 1 to 1848 code for a protein of 615 amino acids. Gene Ontology annotation, biological process: blood coagulation; platelet aggregation; fibrinolysis. Lineage: Eukaryota; Metazoa; Chordata; Mammalia; Artiodactyla; Cervidae.
AUGUUUUCCGUGAGGGACCUCUGCCUGGUCCUGAGUUUGGUGGGUGCAGUUCAGGCAGCAGAUGGUAGUGAUCCUGCCAGUAGUGAAUUUCUAGCUGAAGGAGGAGGGGUGCGUGGCCCAAGACUUGUGGAAAGACAGCAAUCUACCUGCAAAGAGACAGGCUGGCCCUUCUGCGCUGAUGAAGACUGGGGUGAAAAAUGCCCUUCUGGCUGCAGGAUGAAAGGGUUGAUUGAUGAAGUCAAUCAAGAUUUUACAAGCAGAAUAAAUAAACUAAGAGAUUCACUAUUUAAUUAUCAGAAGAACAAUAAAGACUCUAAUACACUGACCAAGAACAUAGUGGAACUUUUGGGAGGGGAUUUUGCCAAAGCUAACAACAAUGAUAAUACAUUUAACCAAGUAUCAGAAGAUCUGAGAAGCAGAAUUGAGAUCCUGAGGCGCAAAGUCAUAGAACAAGUACAAUAUAUCAACCUUCUGCAGAAAAAUGUCAGAGAUCAACUGGUAGAUAUGAAACGAUUGGAGGUGGACAUUGAUAUUAAGAUCCGAUCUUGCAAAGGGUCAUGCAGUAGGGCUCUAGAACAUAAGGUAGAUCUGGAGGACUAUAAAGAUCAGCAGAAGAAACUUGAACAGGUUAUUGCCAUAGACUUACUUCCCUCUAGAGACGUUCAAUACUUACCACUGAUAAAAAUGAGUGCAGUUACAGGCCCUGUUUCUAGAGAGUUCAAGAAGCAGCUUCAAGAGGUCCCUUCAGAAUGGAAGGCACUGUUGGAAAUGCAGCAGACGAAAAUGGUGUUGGAAACUUUUGGUGGAGACGGACAUGCCAGAGGAGACUCUGUAUCUCAAGGAACAGGAUUAGCACCAGAAAGGCCCAGGAGGCCUGGAACCAGUAGUAUUGGAAAUGUGAACCCUGGGAGCUAUGGACCUGGAGGUAGUGGCACCUGGAACACCGGCCGCCCCGAGCCUGGAAGUGCUGGCACCUGGAACACCGGCCACCCCAAGCCUGGAAGUGCUGGCACCUGGAACACCGGCCGCCCCGAGCCCGGAAGUGCUGGCACCUGGAACACCGGCCGCCCCGAGCCCGGAAGUGCUGGCACCUGGAACACCGGCCGCCCCGAGCCUGGAAGUGCUGGCACCUGGAAUACUGGAAGCUCUGGAUCUUCAAGUUUUAGGCCAGAUAGCUCAGGUCAUGGGAACACUAGGCCUUCCAGCCCAGACUGGGGUACCUUUAGAGAGGAAGGAAGUGUAAGUUCAGGGAUAAAGAAAGAGUUCCACACAGGUAAACUUGUCACUACUAAAGGAGAAAAAGAGCUUCUGAUUGGUAAUGAGGGGGUCUCCUCUGGUCACACAACCACCACUCGUCGUUCAUGCUCUAAAGUCAUUACAAAGACUGUUACAAAUGCUGACGGUCACACAGAAACGACCAAAGAAGUGGUAAAGUCUGAAGAUGGUUCUGACUGUGGUGAUGCAGACUUAGACUGGCACCGUACUUUGUCUGUGAGGGGUAACCUAGAUGAUUUCUUUUCUAGAAACAAUGAUGGUUUCUUCACCCAUAAGUUACACGAGUUUGACGGUAAGACAGGCUUAGAAUCUGGUGUUCCAGCCUUAGAGGAAUUUGGCUCUUCCAGUGGUAAAACUUCAACUCAGAGCAAACAGUUUGUAAGCAGUAGCACAACUAUCAACAGAGGUGGCUCCGCGAUUGAAAGCAAGAGCUUUAAAAUGGCAGAUGAGGCCGAAAGCGUAGAGGAUCUUGGCCUUAAAGGAGCACAUGCCACCCAGAAAGGCCAUGCUAAAGCUCGUCCUGCCAGAGGUAUCCACACUUCUCCUUUGGGGAAGCCUUCCCCGACCCCCUAG